AAAGAAAAGUCUAUUAUUAAUAAAAUAUAUAAAACAUAUAAUACCCUUUUAAAAUUAAAUUACUAUAAUUUCAUUAAUGUUUCAAUCAUAUAUUUCAUGAAUUUACCUAAUUUCUGUGCAAGAAGUUAUAACAAGUGAAUAAUCAUUUAAACUACCACUAAUACAAGUAAAAUGAAUUAUUAUAGAAAUAUACACAUUAUUUUGUUGAAUAUAAUAAUUUCAAAUGCACUUAUUGUUCAUGAGAAAAAUGAACUAUUUACGAAUAUUGAAAAUCAAACUUUAGUAACCAAUGACGAUUUAAAUAAUCUCAUAAGAGAAAAUCUACCAUUUCUUAAGCUAAUUUUACGAGAAAAUAAAUACUACACUGGUAGUGAUGCAUCUCUUUGUCCUCUACCUUAUGAUGAAAAUACACUGUUGGAUGAUCCUGAUGUUGAGAAAUUAAAAUAUUUCGACCCAAGAGAAUAUAAAAAGCCGUGGUCUUGGACACAACAAAAUCAAAUUAUUGUUCCUGUCCCAAAAGAUUUUACCAUUAACAAAAAGUUAGGAGAUCUAGUUCGUCAAGAUAGCAAUUUAAAAAUUAUUCAGAAGUAUACUUAUUACCUGAAUACAAUGGAAAGUGUUGGAAUAACUUUAGCCGAUAGAUUUUGUUUGUUUUUAGUUGAAGCCAUUGAUAGAAUCGAUAGUUUCUCUGAUGAUAAAGUAGUUUUUGAUUCUUCGGAAGCAAAUUUUGAUCAUUUAAAAAUGAAUUUCAGUAUUUUUAACUAUAUGAAAUUAUUUAAACAUAUUUAUAAAAUAUUUAAGAAAUACUUCAUUUCUACAUUACCCCUUGAAUGUAUUUUUAAUACUCUGUUUAAGAUUGCUCCAAAAGGUGAUAUACAAAAAUGGACUGAUAUACUAAUUAAUAAAGAAAAUAAAGACCAAUACAGAGCACAAUUAUUAGAAUGCAUGAAACUAACAAAUUUAAAAAGAAACUAUGCUGUUCUUGUAAAUGAUGACUUAUGGAAUGAUGAAGCUCUAAAGGCAAUACUUAACAUUGAUGAAUUAAUAAAAUUACAACAUGUCAAUAUUAGAAAGGGAGCUGAAAUUUUUAAUGUGACAGAAAAUUUUAAAACCAUUAGUUUAAAGAAAUCAUGUAAAUAUGUAUGCUUUUAUUUAAAAAAAUUAAGUUGACACUACCGUUAAGACAUAUGAGAUGAACAUAAAAAUAUUUUAAUGUUUAAAUGAAGAAAUAAAUGA
Molecule: messenger RNA, 1236 nt
Organism: Daktulosphaira vitifoliae (grape phylloxera)
Lineage: Eukaryota; Metazoa; Arthropoda; Insecta; Hemiptera; Phylloxeridae
Exons: 2
Coding region: 172-1170 (332 amino acids)
Source: RefSeq, a predicted model, not a curated record